Messenger RNA from Lachancea fermentati, 1347 nucleotides. NCBI's taxonomy places the organism in Eukaryota, Fungi, Ascomycota, Saccharomycetes, Saccharomycetales, Saccharomycetaceae. The record is from the annotation of a GenBank genome assembly.
AUGGCAUCUGUCAAGGAUUUGAAAUCAUCUAUUUUAGACUCAGUUGGCCUUCAACCUGAGAAGCACAAUUCGACAGUUAACAACGGUGAAUAUGAAAGGACGAAGGCCUAUAAUCAAUACGAUUUGCAUCAUGAUCAGGCCCAUGAGCAAAUUUUUGGCGCUUUGAAGAAUCACAUCGAGAGCGUCAAUAAGGAUACAUGUGAUGCUGGAGAUGAAAACUCAUUUUUCGUAUGCGAUCUUGGAGAAAUCCACCGGUUGUACCGUUAUUGGUGUGAAAAAUUGCCUAGAGUAACACCUUUUUAUGCAGUAAAGUCCAAUCCUAAUCCUCAAGUCUUAAAAACGUUAUGUGAGUUGAAUGCCAACUUCGAUUGUGCAUCUAAAUCCGAAAUUGAGAAAGUUUUAAGGUUGGGAGCUGAACCAUCAAGAAUAAUUUACGCAAACCCAUGUAAAGCUUCAUCAUUCAUUCGUUUUGCUAAACAAAAGAAUGUGAGAAAAUCAACAUUUGACAAUGUUGAAGAGUUGCACAAAAUCAAGAGGUUUCAUCCUGAGUCUGAAUUACUCCUAAGAAUUGCUACUGAUGACUCAACUGCUCAGUGUCGUUUAUCGACUAAAUAUGGUUGCUCGAUGGAGGAAGUCGGGACUUUACUUGCAAAGGUUGAAGAAUUGGGAUUAAACCUGGUUGGCGUAUCUUUUCAUGUGGGAUCUGGUGCUUCUGACUUUGGCUCUUUUGAAAAAGCAAUUAGAGAUGCUCGCAUAGUUUUUGACAUGGCCACCAAGAAGUUCGGGAUGGAAGAGCUUCACAUUCUUGACAUUGGUGGUGGUUUUCAAUUAGAGUCUUUCGAAGAAUCUUCUCGUGUCAUUAAUGCUGCGCUUGAACAAUACUUCCCAGUGUCAUCUGAAGUUGAAGUUAUCGCAGAACCUGGGAGAUAUUUUGCGGCGACCGCCUUUACCCUCGCCUGCCACGUAAUUGCCAAAAAUUCUCAUGGAAAAGGAGAUUCGAUGCUUUACAUCAAUGAUGGUGUCUAUGGAAAUAUGAACUGCAUUUUGUUUGACCAUCAAACCCCCAUUCCUAGAGUCUUAUUCCAUAACUCCACUUUUCACUACAUGGACCUGGAAACUUCUUCACCGAUCUUAACUCAGAACUGUCCAAACAGAGUCUCUAUUUGGGGUCCUACUUGUGAUGGCCUUGACUGCAUCACAGAUAAGUACUAUAUGAAAUAUGACUUGGUGGUUGGAGAUUGGCUCUACUUUCCCAAUCUAGGGGCCUACACAUCUUCUGCUGCGACACCUUUCAACGGAUUUGAACAGGCAGUUGAUAUUAUUUACAUCAAUUCUGAAAACCUGUGA